Hirundo rustica (Barn swallow) is the source of this 3535-nucleotide messenger RNA. It is a transcript of the gene ANKS6, whose product is annotated as ankyrin repeat and sterile alpha motif domain containing 6. Gene Ontology annotation, cellular component: cytoplasm. Gene Ontology annotation, biological process: innate immune response. The transcript has 17 exons. Bases 1 to 2802 code for a protein of 933 amino acids. NCBI's taxonomy places the organism in Eukaryota, Metazoa, Chordata, Aves, Passeriformes, Hirundinidae. The record is from RefSeq and is a predicted model, not a curated record. Gene Ontology annotation, molecular function: protein binding.
AUGGGGGAGUGCGGGGUUCCCCCGCAAGUCCAACUCUUCCUCCGCGCCUGCGAGCAGGGCGACUGCGAGACCGCCCGACGCCUCUUGGGGAUGCCCGGCGGCGGCCCCGCCGACCCGGCAGCCCCCUCCUCCUCCUCGUGCGGUCCCGAGGAGACGGCGGCGGAGCCCCGCGGCGAAGCGUCGUCCCCGCCGACCCCCGCCGUGCCCGUGGACUGCACGGACGAGGCCGGCAACACGGGGUUGCAGUUCGCCGCGGCGGGGGGCCACGAGCAGCUGGUGCGGUUCCUGCUGCGGAAGGGCGCCUCGGUGCAGAGCAGCAACCACUACGGAUGGAGCCCCCUCAUGCAAGCGGCCAGGUUUGGACAUCUGAGUGUGGCCCACAUCUUGCUGGAGAAUGGUGCUGAUCUCAAUGCACAGAACAAGUUAGGAGCCAGUGUCCUUACAAUGGCCUCCAGAGGCGGUCACGUCAGCAUGGUGAAAUUGUUGCUGGAAUCUGGAGCAUUUGUGGACAAUUAUGACCAUUUUAGCUCAAAUGUACUUAGCAGCAGCAGAGACGACCUUCCCGAUAUCACUCCACUGAUGGCAGCUGCUCAGCAUGGACAUGAGGCAGUGGUACAUCUCUUGCUAGACUGGGGAGCUGAUUGUAACUACUCUCUAAAGAUGAUGGGCUGGAGUCCUUUAAUGCUGGCAGCUGUUAGUGGAAAGGUGAGCCUGGCACAGCAGCUCGUGGAGAAAGGUGCCAAUCCUGAUCACUUGAAUGUACUACAUAAAACACCUUUUGAAAUCUCUGUUGGCUUCAAACACAAAGACAUGAAGGACUAUUUGGAAUCUCUCACAACGAUCAGGCCUCAGGCAGAUGCAGAAAAGAGGCAACCUGAUGUCUUUCAUGCUUUGAAACUGGGAAACUUUCAGCUGGUUAAAGAGAUCAUUGAUGAAGAUCUGAGUCAGGUUAAUAUUACCAAUGUUGACGGUGCAUCUCCUUUAAUGAUUGCGGCUGUAACUGGACAGCUGCCCCUUGUUCAGCUCCUUGUUGAGAAGAAGGCUGAUAUUGAUAAGCAGGAUAAUGUUCAUGGCUGGACAGCACUAAUGCAGGCCACGUACCAUGGAAACAAAAAUGUUGUAAAGUAUUUGUUAAAUCAAGGUGCGGAUGUCAACCUUCGUGCAAGAAAUGGAUACACAGCUUUUGACCUGAUAAUGCUGCUGAAUGAUCCAGACACAGAGCUUGUAAGGUUACUGGCAUCAGCAUGCAUGCAAGUAGAUAAAGACAAGAAUAAACUGAACAACAGAUCAUCUCUGCCUUGUUCCAGAAGCAGGCAAUCCUUAAAUAUCCCAAUGUUGCCAGAUGACAAAGGAGGCCUAAAGUCCUGGUGGAGCAGGAUGUCCAAUCGAUUCCGCAAGCUGAAGUUGACUCAGACGUUGCGCCAUGGAUUUCCUUCUAAUCAGUUUGUGCCUUUUCCGGAUGAGACCGAGCCGUCAUUAAAUUCCACUAUAAAAGUAGCCUCACAGAGUGAUACAGACACCUCUGGAAACCUUGAUGCUGCUACAGCUUGGAACACAAAUAACAAAGCUAGUGGUGCAAACACUGCAAAAGGAGAAAAGGAUGAUGAAUUAUUGACAACUAUGCUGAGGAGUAGUGCUCCAUUUACCAGGCUGCCCAGUGAUAAGCUGAAAGCGGUGAUACCGCCUUUCUUACCACCCUCAAGCUUUGAGCUUUGGAGUUCUGACCGAACCCGACUCAGCAAGGAAGGCAAAGCUGAGCAGAUGAGAACUGCCUGGCCACAGAGAGCAAUCAAGCAUGAUUUUAACAGCAGUGGGAACUCGGAUAUAACGUCUGUUAGCAAAGGUACUAGACCAGUCAAAUUACCAGCAUUUGCAAGAAGACCAGCAUCUCCGUCAAAUUCCAACAACUUCAACCAUUCUCCCCAUUCUUCUGGUGGAUCCAAUAACAUUGCAGGAAUUAACAGGCAUGGAGGAGAACUGCAUAACAGAUCAGGUGGCAGUGCAGAUAAUGUUUUGUCUCAGAUUGCAGCCCAAAGAAGAAAAGCAGCAGGCUUACCCGAACAGAAGCCCAGCCAACAGCACAGUCCAGUCCAGUCAACUCCUUCAUCUACUGUGUCUGAUUUGCAGUGUGCUCAGAUUGUUGGCAAUGGACAUGUGGUAAAGCAAAAACUGGAGAUGAACAAGAGACCUCCAUCUGGGACUUCAUCUACGUCUAAAAGCACAUCGCCAACUCUCACACCUUCUCCAUCACCUUCCCCAUCUCCUAAGGUUCAAAAUGCAGAAUCUUCUGUCUCUUCUUCUCACAGACAUGCCAAGAGCAAUGGCUCCAGCAGUGGUACUAUUACAGAGGAUGGCAACCACUUGGUGGACCAUCAACAGCUUGGCCCUGUUCUGAGAGCCAGCGAUGUAGAGAAUCAAGAAAAACGAAACCAUGUGAGAGUAAAAGAAGGCUCUGAAAACUUGGAGAAAGAUGAGCUGACUGGCAUCCUUAAAAAAUUGUCGCUUGAGAAAUAUCAACCUAUAUUUGAGGAACAGGAGGUGGAUAUGGAAGCUUUCCUCACACUUACUGAUGGUGAUCUGAAAGAGCUGGGUAUUAAAACAGAUGGAUCAAGGCAGCAAAUUUUGGCAGCUAUUUCUGAACUGAAUGCAGGAAAGGGUCGAGAGAGACAGAUUUUACAAGAAACUAUACACAACUUCCACUCUUCCUUUGAGAGUAGUGUCAGUAACACACGACCGCCAGGUCAUUCCCAAUCUCCUGGCUGCUCUUUAAAAGCACAAGAAGUUGUUUCUUCUAAAAGGUAGCUACUGGAACCAAAGUGGUUUUGGUUUUUUGUUUUUUGUUUUUUUUUUUUUAACGGUGAAGUUUGGAAUCUAAGUAAAUCCAUACAAAUGAAAAUUUAAAAAGUUAGUCCUGACUACACUGACAUAGGAUUUUUUGCAGUAACGUGCUUAAAAUGCAAAACCCACAGAAAGUCAAAGAAAAUAAUAAAGAGGUUGCUUCUAUAGUUCAGCCUAAGUGUUGAAUUGGUCAAGGCAUCAGUGGUCUGGGUUUAAGAAGAGCAAAGUCAGAAGAGCAAGAAGAAUGGGUGAACAUGCAAGAAGAGGGAUGUUUCAUUCCACUCUUAGCCAUAGAUGAUGAACCCAUGGGAGUCCUACAUGGGCACAGUCAAGAGCAGCAAAAGCACAGAAGACAAGAAGGCCACCACAAAUUGUGAGACCUUUUAAUGGGAAAUACAUGAGCUGAAUAUGCCUCUAUUGAUUGAAUACAGAUAAAGGAGUCCAGACUGAAAAUGUAAUGAUUUCAUGGGAAAAAAUAGAAAGAAGUAAUGCUGCAUUCUUCAGUAACCAAAAUAUACUUUAUCUAUUCAAUAUUAUGAGGUUAGAACAGCAGUAAAAGUAAAAACAAAGUACCUAUUUGUAAAAAGAGCACUUUAUUUGAGGAAAUGCAUAAUCUGUCACCAGUAUUUAAACAGAAAGAAUGUUAAAAUAUUUUAUAUUGCUGACCUUUUUUUGAGAAUAAAACCAUUUAUGUGAC